Molecule: messenger RNA, 4718 nt
Organism: Paramuricea clavata
Lineage: Eukaryota; Metazoa; Cnidaria; Anthozoa; Malacalcyonacea; Plexauridae
Source: the annotation of a GenBank genome assembly
CAACAAUUCAACACAUGACCAUGCAUUACAAGUGUAUAUCUGUUAUAUUUUUCUUAUUUAAUGCUUUCAGGAGAAGACGCUCAUUAGCACGUGAAAGUCAUUGUAAAGCCAUCUGUUUAUUUAACGUAAUUGCGCAGCUGUACUGUAUAUUAACAGCUAAUAAUUUGUGUGGCUCGAAAGAAGAUAAAGAUCUGCUUGAGUUUAGCGUGUAUUCAAGAUAAGCGCUGCCAAAACUUGCCUGUUCCGCAAAAUGUUUCGUUCAAGGAAAACUGUUAAAGAAUUCGUCGCCUUAAUGUCAAUACCGUUUAUGUUCUCAAUUUUUGUAAUCUAUAGCUACCAUACGUCGACUGAAACGGAAAUAUAUAUGUAUUUAAAAAGACAUAGUGCUACGCGGAAACAUUUAAAGCCAAGGAUAUCGUCGUCGGGGAAAAUAGAACUGUUAUUAUUCGUUGGCAUACACAGCGCUCCGUCACGUCUUGAUCGGAGAAAUGCCAUGCGUGAAACAUGGAUGAAAGAAUGUCAAUCGAAUUCUAAUGCUGUUUGUCGUUUCUUCACCGACGGACAAGAGCCAAAUGGACAAGCGUUGCAAGGAGAGAAAAGAAUUAAACUUGAAAACGAGAGACGUGUUCAUGAAGAUCUUCUACUAACUGAAGUUCCCGGUGGGGUUAAUUUUGCCGUAAAAUAUCUUUGGAUGUUGCAAUGGGCGAAGGAAAGAUACGACUUUCAAUACUUUCUUCGCCUUGAUGACGAUUAUUUCAUUUGCUUUGAUAAGCUGAUGCUGGAAUUAGAAAUUAUUCGACCAAGGGAGAAAUUUCAAUGGGGCUGGCUGCAUUGUGACCGUAAAGGUAUAUGUGUGAAAAUUCAGCUAUUUUUAUCUUAAUUAUGAACUUGCUCGCAUGAGUAGGCUAUAUUGAAUUUUCGGUUUAAAUGAAGUGUAAUAUAUUUCAAAUCCGCCUAUGAGGACUGGACUAGAUUUCAAGUCCGGGAAUUUGAUUUAGUUCGAGGCGAAACCGAAGACUGGUUCAAAAUGCGAGGACUUGAAAUCUUUAGUUUAGUCCGAAUUGGAGGAUUUGAAAUGACAUCUCAUGCGAAUAAAUCACUCUUAAAGUGAGUUGAAUUAAUUUUCAUGACGAGCCGCACGUUUUGAAAACCAGCGGGAUUUGCAAACUGAGUUUGCAUUUUUCAGGAAGCGGGUGCAGCUUACCCACCAACAAUUAACGCUAUGCGAUGUCAUCAAUCCAGGAGAAACUGCUCAAACACAGUGUGAGAUCAAACAUGUAAUAAGUUUAAUUUCAGUCCGAAUAUUAACUUACAUAUGUUAUAUGAUAUUUUAGGUACAGUUUAGUACAAAUAAAUGGCUUGAUUGUUGACAGAGUUAACACUACAGGAUACCGCUGUAUACCGCUCGAGGUGUACAUGUAGCUAAUUCACAAUGCAAUUUUGGCUUAGAUGCGCCAAAAGAUGCUUCUGGUUUAGAUGCGCAAUGCGUUUAUGCGUUCUUAUGUAGGCUAUAUGGUAUAAAUAUCUCCUUACUAGUUUGCUUUCUCUUACGGAUUGCAAUUGGCCUACACUGGAAAAAGUUCGCGCAAGGAGCGGAAAAUAGAUUAUAUAAUUAUACAAGAUAAUGUAUUUUGAAAGGCCAUAUAUUUGCGUUACGUAUUUAAGUAUUUUGCUCCAUAAAUUUCAAGGAAUAAUUGUAAUACAGACUCUCAAUAGCUUCCACUGGUUAAGAAAAAUGAAGCGUCUUCAUACUAGAAGGACUCUUAAAAGGAGCAAAGGCUGUAUUUUGUGUUGCGCGGGCCGUGAUUUAUAGUGAUGUGAAAUCUGGACUAGAUUUCAAGUCGGCGCAAUUUGAUUUAGUCAGAUCGGCGAAACCGAGGACUGGUUCAAAAUGCGAGGACUUGAAAUCUAUACUGAGUCUAGUCCGAACUGGAGGAUUUGAAAUGACAUCUCAUACGAAUAAAUCGCUACUUAAAGGGAAAUGGCAAUAUAUUUUUUUAUUUUCUCGUUUGCAAGAACUUUUGAAACUAUUUAAUAACUUCUUUUACCGAUUCUUCAUAUCUUGCUUAGUUCUUGAAAUAUUUUCACUUGAAGUAAUGAGAUGUCGGCCAUCUUGGAUAAAUUUAUGAUCUCAUUAACGGUAGUUUUGGUGAUGUCACAACAGGGAUUAACCAUAUAAAAGUAUUCGUUGCUGACCAAAUAUUGAUUGGCAGAUGUUUUAAAGGUUUCAAGUGAUCUUGAUAUUUCGAAGGGCAUACAGAGUAUAAUUUUUAGUGCAAAAUGAUUAGUGGUUGUCUAGAUAGAAAUAUUCCGUGACCCCUGUUGUGACGUAACAUGCAUAUCUACAAAAAUCCAAGAUGGCGGACAUUUCAUUUCUUUCGAUUAAAAUAUUUGUAGAAGAAAGCAAGAUAUGAAAAAACGGUAAAAGAGUUCUAUAUAUGCUUUUUAAUGUUCUUUCAAACGAGAAAAUAAAAAAAUAUAUUGCCAUUUCCCUUUAAAGUGAGUUGAAUUAAUUUUCAGGAGUCCAGUUCUAGGACUGGAUCAAUAUAUACUUCAUGUCCAUGACCAGGUGUCCAGUGUAGUCAUGUGAGAAAAACAAAGCAAUAUGCGUUUUUCAUACGAAAGUGUUCACAUUCAGUGUUCACGACGCGGCUAGAGAAGACGCGUUAGAAAAGCUUGGUAACUAGUGCGUCUAAGUCUUGUGUAAUUCCAAAGCGUAGUCGACGAUUCCACGACGGAAUUUUGUCAAGUUAAUCACGUUGUGAUCACUACGCUGUCAUCGUCUCGAAUACUUUUACAUUGAAAACGUGAAUUUAAGCCCGGACUGAGAUUUACCCGGUUUGAACUGAAAUUCUAACUCAGCCCGGGCUGAAUUUUGCCGUGUUGACUGGGUUGAAAUUUCAGUUCGGUUAACUGAAUUGAAAUUCAGCCUGGGCUGUAAACUCGUGUAAUGUAACCAGCCCCUUAGGCUUUGUCAGAGGUUGUGUUUGUAUAACAUGGGAAAAAAUUGCACCGGAAUAUUACAUCAUAGAACUGCACGAAAGCAUGAAAUUAUCGGUGUGUCGCAAUCGUUGCCCUGAGAUUUAUAAAACAGAGAUCAACUUCGUUCUCAGGCUCUUACCAGUAGUGAAGGAAAGACCCUGGUAGUAUCUGUUCACAUGAUCUGCUAAAAUCGAACAGAUUUUAAAUUUUAAUUGAUAAUGAUGAUAUUGACAAAUAUUUGAUAUUCAUAGUUUAUUUUAAAACUUGCAUUUUGUUUUGCAAGUUCUAUUUGAUUUUAAAGAAAUCCAAGAUAGUUAAUGGACCAUUUGCAUUAUAGACUAAAUUUUGAUCUAAACAAGUCUAGACAAAAAUUUCAUCACAGCUUGAAAGAGCAUCACAAAAUUAGUAAUAUUCCGGCAAAGUUUCGUUGCGAAAUGUUGUAAAAUGCGGACAAAUGCGGACUAUAGCCUUGCGAAGUUUGCCGUUUUUUCAGUCAUUUUGUAUUACAAACGCCAUACGCUUGUUGAUGAAUAGAUAUUUACUAUACAGUAAGUAGAAAUAGCUUACCGUUAUAACUUUAGACUAUAUACUUCUAAACAAACCUUCAAAAUGAACAAGAAAUCCAUGUAAAUGCUUCUAUCGCCAACGCAAAGAUUCAGUCACGCAAAAUUAUAAACAUAUUUCGCGCGUCCUCGAGUUCUGUUAACAUUCAUGCCCAGUUUUCUCUAAAUACUGCUCGACUCACAGGUUUAUGACCGGUUUACAUCCGCCGGAGCACAGCCGUUUAGCCAAUCGAAUGGCGUAUCGACCGGUUUACUCUCAUGGAGAAAACUCUGACCACCGGUUUACUCAUAAUUGCGGGCGGUUAUGUGUGAUUCAUGCGAUGUUUACAAGUCCACGACCCACGACGAUAUAUUAGCAGAUUAUUAGUCUAGUAUUACAACAUUUCGUAAGAGGAAACCAGGGCGAUAAGUCCUUAAUUAUACGCUCGGUAACCCAUAAGCAAAUUUCAACAACAGUGUUUAUUAAGUGGCGUAAUAGAUUAGACAACAUCAAUUUUAUGAAACAGAAUAUUCUUUAAAUUAGUUAUAUACAUGGAAGGUUUUUUCUCUCUUUGGAAAAUCUGACAGGUUUAUAUAAACCUGUCAAACCUGUCUGAAUCCGCCCCUGAACGGGAAAUUGACAGCGCCAAAGGGUAUUGGGCUGUCAAUUUCCCCCGCGUAAUGCAGAAUGACUGAAAAACGGCAAACUUCGCAAGGCUAUAUUAUCCGCAUUUUACAACAUUUCGCAACGAAACUUUGGAAUAUUACUAAUUUUGUGAUGCUCUUUCAAGCUGUGAUGAAAUUUUUGUCUAGACUUGUUUAGAUCAAAAUUUAGUCUAUAAGCAAAUGGUCCAUUAGAAAUUUGCUAGAUUUUAGCAGAUCACGUGACCAGCUCCCACCCGGGUCUUUUCUCCAACAGGUAAGAGCCUGGAAGCAAGGUUGGACAAAGAUAUGGCAGCCAUUUUGGAGCAAACACGCUCCAAAUACAAUAGCUGGUAAUGAGAUUUUGUAGUGUUUAUUGACUAUGAAUAUUUUUUAUUAUUCACAGUCACAGAAGCUUUCGGCUGCCAGGUCAAGUUGCUUAACAGGUGACAAUUAUGCAAAAACUUAAUUAUGUCUAAAAUUAUGAGAUUGCGCCGAAAGUCGUCUGCUACAUACGUAAAAAUCUCACAUCUUGUACUUAGCAAGUCCGCC